UCAUAGCUAUAGCUUGUACCCAGGAAUAUUUGACCCAAACCCAUUCAUCCCGAAGAUGAACGCUCAAGUGUUAAAAAUUACUUCUAGUGCUCUAUAUGAUCCGUAUUAUGGAUAUGAUUCGUCAAAUGGCGCAAAAGAUGACGAAGUUGGAUAUGUUAAGUCAAACAGUGAGAAAGGAGAAGGAGGAUUUCAUCACGUGGAGACAUUUCAGAAAAAGGGCGGGGAUGAAUACGAACACGAACAUGAAAGGGGAUAUGGAGAGUCAAAACAUGAUCCAGAGACCGACUACGAAGAUCAACCAGAACCGAACAUUGAGAAACGUGAUAACAAUCGUGAUUUGAAAACCCAUAAGAGAAACUAUGAAGUGGUCGAAGAACAUGGCAAUGAUCACAAAAAUCCAAAUCAGCAUAAAACCUACGGAGCAAAACCCACAAAACCUACGAAACCAAGUAAACGGCCUUCUAUCCCGGAAUUUGGCACUAGGCUUACCCUUCCAAAGAGAACUACACUGAAACAGAAUCACAACGGCUACGAGACUGUAAUUUAUCACGGCCAUGAAAACGAAAGUUCAGAAAAGGGUUACGGAAGAAGGAACCAUCAUAACGCACCAUCAAAGACAGAAAACUUCGAUGAAAAGGAUGAUGAAUCUGAUGAUGGUGAACAGGAUGAAGCAGAAGCAGAACAAGAAUCUCAAGAUCGUGAAGAUGAUACAGAUAAUGCAGAUCAAUCGAACUUUGGGGAUAAUUAUAACAGUUUCAAAUAUGACGAUGAAUUUGGAGAUUUCUCGAAAAAUUUUGACGAUGAUGGUGGACACGAUCGUAGCGAGGAACAUAGUAAUAGGAAUGAUGAUCGUGUAAGCUCAAAUAGGAACCAUUUUGACUAUGACGAAGAAGUUGAUCGCGAACAAGUUGACGAGACGGCCAAUGAAGAUCGAUACCAAGGAGGUGAAUAUGACGAUGAAGACGAAGACAAGUAUAGAGGACAUAACCGAAGAAAUUACGAUUAUUCGAGUGAAAAAGAUUAUUAUGCCUAGUUAAAUGUAAG
Aedes aegypti (yellow fever mosquito) is the source of this 1044-nucleotide messenger RNA. RefSeq names its product protein PFC0760c-like. Bases 56 to 1033 code for a protein of 325 amino acids. The record is from RefSeq and is a predicted model, not a curated record. NCBI's taxonomy places the organism in Eukaryota, Metazoa, Arthropoda, Insecta, Diptera, Culicidae. The transcript has 2 exons.